Molecule: messenger RNA, 3700 nt
Organism: Pyrus x bretschneideri (Chinese white pear)
Lineage: Eukaryota; Viridiplantae; Streptophyta; Magnoliopsida; Rosales; Rosaceae
Product: pentatricopeptide repeat-containing protein At4g21300
Exons: 2
Coding region: 237-2759 (840 amino acids)
Biological process (GO): RNA modification
Molecular function (GO): RNA binding; protein binding
Source: RefSeq, a predicted model, not a curated record
GAACUUGCAACAACAAUGAGUUGGAUUUUUGGUGCGCCUGGGGACUAGGAAGGCAGCUUGGACACAUCAAAGUAAUCGGAUAAAGGUGGACUGUGUGUGUUCGUGCUUCUUCUGUAUCCUUCAACCACCUAGUCUUCAAAUAUAUAGAACAAUAAGCAGGAAGUAAAAGUAAAAAAAGAAAAAAAAGAUAUGUCGGAGACUCUCUGAACAAAGAUGAUUCUUACAACGCAGAAGAGAUGUACAAUAGAAUUAUAUGUCCCGUCUAUAAACAUUUCAUACACAUUACACCACAGUGGUCCAAGUCCAUACAUACAAACUACAAAAACUCCCUUAAUUUGGAAGGGGCAUUGGCAAGCCAGUUUGCUUCUAUCUUGCAAGCUUGCAGUGAUCAGUCUCUUAUCCAACAAGGUAGACAAGUUCAUGCACAUGUUAUUUGCAGCGGACUAGUCAAAAACAGCCUUGUCGGUACAAAGAUCCUGGGUUUGUAUUUUCUCUGUGGGAGCAUUAUGGACGCCAAGAACAUGUUUUAUCAGCUUGAUUUGAAAUAUACUUUGCCUUGGAACUCAAUGAUUAGAGGGUUUACUAUGAUGGGUUACUUUGAUUAUGCCUUGCUGUUUUACUUUAAGAUGCUGAGUUCUGGAGUUUCACCUGACAAGUACACUUUUCUGAGUGUAAUUAAAGCUUGUGGUGGUGUGAAUAAUGUAAGAUUGGGCAAAGCUGUCUAUGAUACUAUCCAGUUUAUGGGUUAUGGAGUUGAUAUAUUUUUGGGCAGCUCUUUGAUUCGACUGUAUGUGGACAAUGGUUGUAUUCAGGACGCGUGGAGCUUGUUUGUGAAAAUGCCUGUCAAAGAUUGUGUUUUAUGGAAUGUUAUGCUUCAUGGUUAUGUUAAAAAUGGAGAGUUAAAUAAUUCUGUUAGAAUGUUCUUGGAAAUGAGAAGUAGUGAAGUUAAGCCUAAUGCAGUGACGUUCGCUUGCAUUUUGUCUCUUUGUGCUUCAGAAGCUAUGAUUGGUUUUGGUACUCAACUCCAUGGGCUUGUUGUUGCAUGUGGGUUGGAGUUGGAUUCUUCUGUAGCUAAUACAUUGUUAGCAAUGUAUUCUAAAUGCCAAUGCUUCUCUGAUGCCCGCAAGUUGUUUGAUAUGAUGCCUCGAACUGAUUUAGUGACAUGGAAUGGAAUGAUAUCAGGUUAUAUACAAAGUGGGUUUAUGCUUGAGGCUUCACGUUUGUUUCAGGACAUGAUAUCUACUAGUGUCAAACCUGAUUCGAUCACAUUUGCAAGUUUUUUACCUUCGGUUGCUGAACUAGGUAGCCUCAAGCAAGGUAAGGAAAUUCACGGUUACAUUGUAAGGCACUGCGUGCCUUUGGAUGUGUUUUUGCAAUGUGCACUUAUUGAUGUAUACUUCAAGUGCAGGAAUGUGGACAUGGCACAUAAAAUUUUCAGCAAAAGCACCAGAACGGAUGUUGUCAUCUGCACAGCUAUGAUUUCAGGGUUUGUUCUCAAUGGGAUGAAUUGUGAUGCAUUGGAAAUUUUUAGAAGGUUACUUAAAGAGAAAAUGAGACCGAAUUCUCUAACACUGGCAAGUGUUCUACCAGCUUGUGCUGGUCUGGCUGCUCUGAAAUUUGGAAAGGAAUUGCAUGGAAACAUCCUUAAGCAUGGGCUUGAUGCAAGGUGUUAUGUGGGUAGUGCCCUUACAGACAUGUAUGCAAAAUCUGGAAGGCUCGAUCUUGCUCAUCGAGUUUUUCAAAGACUGUCUGAAAGGGAUGCUGUUUGUUGGAACUCGAUGAUAACAAGCUAUUCGCAGAAUGGCAAACCGGAAGAGGCGAUAGAUCUAUUUCGUCAAAUGGGGACGGAAGGUGCCAAGUAUGACUGUGUUAGCAUUUCAGCUGCGCUAUCUGCUUGUGCAAACUUACCAGCACUUCAUUAUGGGAAAGAGAUCCAUAGUUUCAUGAUUAGAAGUGCAUUUAGUUCCGAUCUAUUUGCUGAGAGUGCACUGAUAGACAUGUAUGCCAAAUGUGGAAACUUAGAUCUUGCUUGCCGUGUGUUUGACAUGAUGGAAGAGAAGAAUGAAGUUUCCUGGAACAGCAUCAUUUCUGCUUAUGGGAAUCAUGGUCGCCUUAAGGAAUCUCUUGUUCUGUUUCAUGAAAUGUUGAGUAAAGGGAUCUUGCCUGAUCAUGUCACCUUUCUUGGUAUAUUAUCUGCUUGUGGCCAUGCAGGCGCAGUUGAUGAAGGAAUUCUCUACUUCCGUUGUAUGAUUGAGGAAUAUAGGAUCCCAGCUAGGUUGGAGCAUUAUGCUUGCAUGGUAGAUCUAUUAGGGCGUGCUGGACAUUUACGUGAAGCAUUUGAAACAAUAAAGAGCAUGCCAUUCUCCCCAGAUUCGGGUGUCUGGGGAACAAUGCUUGGAGCCUGUCGGCUCCAUGGCAAUGUUGAGCUUGCAGAAGAGGUAUCAAGAUAUCUUUUUGAAUUGGCACCGCAAAAUUCUGGCUAUUAUAUACUCCUCUCAAAUAUACUUGCUGAUGCUGGAAAAUGGGGGAGCGUGCUGAAGGUUCGAACGCUAAUGAAAAACAGAGAAGUUCAAAAGGUUCCUGGUUACAGUUGGAUUGAGGUAAACAACAACACUCAUAUGUUUGUUGCAGCAGAUGGGAGUCACCCCCAGUCUGCUCAGAUAUAUUCAGUGCUCAACAGUCUUCUUUUAGAACUAAGAAAAGAGGGUUAUAAUCCUAGACCUUACCUUCCAACACAUCCACAGACAUUGGGGAUUUAAUCUAUAGACGGAAAGAAAAUAGAAGUUCACUACACUCAUUCGGUAGUUGGAUUGGUAACAUGUAAACUUACCUCCCCAGAGGAGAAGGAAGGAAAAAGGGUUUCAACUCUCAAAUUAGAAAUCUGAAAAACUACCGAAGGGGUCCCCUCUUGAUUGUGUUUCCGACUUUGAAGAUAAUUAAACCAAUGUGGUUUUGGAACCUUUUGCCACUUAUUUGGAAGGUAUUUUCAGCUAUGAAGUUAUGAAGCUUGGCCAGAUGUAUUAUGUUUGUCCCAUCAUACAAAGGUUGAUAAACCAAAAAGACAACGGUGGAAAUACUCCUUUGCAUUUGGCAACGAUGUACCACCGUACAGAGGUUGGCAUAUAAGGACCAACAUAAAGCUCUUAGAGUGUAGGGUCAUGACAGCUCUUGAUGUUGCUGAAAGCAGUUUGGGAAUUGUUGCAUCACACCAGGAAAUUUUUGUGCUAUCUAUUGUUAUAAAAUUACGGAUGAUUAUGGCUAUUACAAUUUACAACCAAAGGAAGGAUCAGAGUUCUAGUCCAUUGGGUUCCAUUCUUUCAGUUACCUAACGAGGAAAUCCGUAGGAACAGGGUAAACACGUUAUUAGUGGUGGCCACACUAGUUGCCACGGUGACAUUUGCAGCAGGUUUCACAAUGCCAGGCGGUUACAGCAAGUCGGUCCUCAUGAGGGCGUCACAACCUUGUUGCAAUCAGUCUCAUGGGGUGUACACAGCUCUUCCAUUACGGCACAGCGACUAACUCGAUCAUUUUCGAAAUGGGUUUGUUCAGUCCUAAUAGUUGUUGCAGUACUGGGCAAUGGUAAUGCACUUGACCAAAGAUUUGGUUAACCUUUUUUUGGGAUGGUUUCAUUGGGGCCCGGCGGUUCUAUGUUUGGCUGGUUUCUUAUCCUUUUCCAAUGUUAUUUCGAUUUGGUCAUCAA